Molecule: messenger RNA, 1218 nt
Organism: Prunus armeniaca (apricot)
Lineage: Eukaryota; Viridiplantae; Streptophyta; Magnoliopsida; Rosales; Rosaceae
Source: the annotation of a GenBank genome assembly
AUGUCUUUCCCUGAAAAGCUCAUCUGUGACUUUACUGAGAAGGGCAUGUACUUCUGUGGUGUGUUUGAUGGUCAUGGCCCUGAAGGUCACAAAGUUGCAAGAUGUGUACGUGACAAUUUGCCCUCGAAGCUCUCCCAAGUGAUCAAAAUUUACCAACUUAACACCGGAAUAUUCAGUGACAUUGAUGUUGGAAGUGAGCUCUAUGAAAAUGUUGGUCACAGACACAACAAGAAAGCCAGUCAAGAUAUGCCCCUUUCUUCAUGGGAAGCCAGUUAUGUUAAAUCAUUCAAGGAAAUGGACGAAGAACUUAGCCUCGAUAACACCAUCGAUAGCUUCUGCAGUGGUUCAACAGCUGUAGCUGUAGUUAAGCAGGGUGAUCACUUGGUAAUUGCCAACUUGGGGGAUUCUCGUGCCGUUCUUGGCACUAGAUCAGGAGAGAAAAACCAGAUAUGUUCUGUCCAACUCACAGUUGACUUGAAACCAGAUACUCCAGGUGAAGCUGAGAGAAUAAAGAAUUGCAAAGGCAGAAUUUUAUCAGUGGACGAAGAACCAGAAGUGUAUAGAUUAUGGAUGCCCGAUGAAGAUUGCCCUGGUCUAGCAAUGUCAAGGGCUUUUGGAGAUUUCUGUGUCAAAGAUUGUGGCCUAAUCUCAAUCCCUGAAGUUUCCUAUAGAAGGAUCUCAAGCAGUGAUGAAUUUGUGGUCUUGGCAACUGAUGGGGUGUGGGAUGCAUUGACAAACACUGAUGUGGUAAAGAUAGUUGCUUCAGCAAAGAGGCGAUCCAUUGCAGCCGAAUUGGUGGUAAAACGUGCUGUUAGAGCAUGGAAAAGAAAGUUCCCAGAAUCGAAAAUCGACGACUGCGCAGUCAUAUGCUUGUACCUGAAAAACCAACCAUCGUUAACACAGACCGCAUCUAACUUGAGCCGUGGAGGCAAACCAAAUGAUACAGAGCUUUCAUUGUCUUACUAUAGCACAAGAUCCAACAUUGUAAGUGAUGUGGGAUGCCCUGCAUCUGAGAUCAGUAGCAAGAUCACAGAAGACAUGAAUGAAUCUGUGGUGAGUAGCAAGAUCACAGAAGACUCAAAGGAAGAGUGGAAUGCUCUUGAUGGAGUUGAAAGAGUAAAUACCAUGUUGAAGCUUCCUCGGUUUUCUAAUGGUUUGAAUCGGCGGAAAUCACAAAAGGAUGAUGAAGAUGGUGAAAAUCAGGAAUUAGUUCAAUGA